Molecule: messenger RNA, 819 nt
Organism: Arachis ipaensis
Lineage: Eukaryota; Viridiplantae; Streptophyta; Magnoliopsida; Fabales; Fabaceae
Source: RefSeq, a predicted model, not a curated record
AUGGCUAGUGAAGAGAGCGUUUUAGUGUUGGUAUAUUAUAGAGGGUCCAUUAAGAAAAAAACACGCUCUGGUGUGAAGUUCACUGAUAAGGAUCCCCUGAGUAUUUUUUUGAGACCCACAACAAGCUUCGAUGAGUUCCUGAAUUCUAUAAUACAGAAACAUGGGCUACAAGGCGUGAAACGGGUAGAGAAGUUGUUCUAUCGCAUUCCGAUCUCGUUGCUGCGAGAUGACGUGAAGUAUGAUUCUUUCGUCAUAGGGAGUGACGAGGAUUUGGAGGUCAUGUUUCAUUGCCGUCGGCAGUUUCCUGAGGUCAGGACACCUAAGCUAUUGGCAAAACUGGUUGAUCUUGUCUCUAGCUUAGGAGGUUCGAACCGGAACACCCAAACUCGAGGUAUGGUAGCCGGUUCUAGUUCGAGACCUAUUGGUACAUUUUCAUCCGUGCCUGUGAUUGCACCUAGGGACGUGGCUGUCGCCUCCCCAUCGUUCGCCAUUGAUCUCAACCGCAGUGGUGGUGGAGAGGUUGGUAUCGUUGAUAGGGUGCUGAUUCCCUUACAGUGUGGGGCACCGGCUAGUAUGGAUGAUGCAUCGCUGGAUGAUGAUGACGACGAUGAUUUGGAGUCGGAUAUCAUUGCUGAUGAUAGUGGCGAUGACAUUAUAGCGAGUAAUCCAGCUGGGUUUGGCGGUAGUUCAAGCUCUGGGACUCAGCACUAUCCUCCGCACUUUUCAUCAUUGGACUUGGAUGCCAUGAGACAAGAGGGGGUUCCUGGGGAACCCGCUGGAUUUCGUGCCAAAGAUACCAGGGUACUAGAGGUCUUAUAG